AUGGCAUUCACGGACAGGACUCCUCAAUUCCGAGAAAUCGUCGCCAAGUCGUCGUUACCGGACGCGAAGAGGCGGAAGACUGGCAAAGCAGCAAAACGAGGCCGCGACGAAUCGGACGAGGCACAAACAUUAUUGAAUAAGGAAUACAUGCGGGAGGCAUACAACAUUUUAAACCACAUAAAUAACCUAUCCAGAAUGCUCUCAAGCAUUCGAAGAGCUUACUUAGCCGUCGACUCAACUUCCUCCUCCUUCCUACGUCAACCUUCCCGUGCACUAGAAUUUGAUGGCUCAGAACAGUCGUGGUCAUCCAUCCGACAUCUUACAAACGAGGAACGGGAUCAAAUAGAUAUGCAAGCCCGGAUAAUACUCUCGAAAUGUGCCGACCGUGUGAAGCAGCUAGAGGCACUUGACAAAAAACGAGCGGAAUUAGCAUCAGCAGAUACGAAUCUCCUUACCCGCCUACUUCCGAGUCGUUUGAAGCAAGACUCAUCCACUAACUCAGUGGCAGGCCGGGCAGCACAUAACUCAAGCGUGACAUAUUAUCUCAACCGCCGACUUGCUCAGGCUGGUCAAAUGCAAAAGGAGAUGCAAGAAGAACGCAUAAAGCGGCAGAUGGAGCGGACGCGCACGCUCGGGUCAGGUGCAGCCCGAGAAGCAGUAAGCAUGGGUUUAGGUGACCUUAUCCCAGUUCCCGAGCCUAUACCUCUGGCUGGUUCAUCCAGUACGAGGAACUGGCUUGGAGACGCUGCGUCUAAUAUUGCGUCGUCAAUUGGACUUCCUUCCCCAUCCAUGUCUUCCACCUCGCCUAGACCAGGUGGACCAACUCAACCACAGCCGAUGGAUGACGAAUUUGACGACGACGAAGAUGACGAUCUUGAAUUGUCCGCGUCCCAGAUCCAACAAUUCGAGUCAGAAAACGCAAACAUCCUUCGCUCUGUGCAAGACACGCUCGCGUCUGUCCAGCAAGCUGAACAACGACUUAUGGACAUCAGUGCUCUACAAACUGAGCUCGUCACGCACCUCACGAAACAAUCUGAGAUUACGGACCAACUGUACGAAGAUGCCAUCAGUACGACUGCUGCUAUGGAAAAGGGAAACGAACAGCUAACAGAGGCAAAACGUCGCGCAAAAGAUAGUCGGCUCUAUAUUCUCGUAUUCCUGGUUGGGACCAGUCUAGCUUUGUUAUUCUUACAUAACUAUUAAUAUGGACAUUAAUAUUUUGCAACUUUUGUCUUUUUGCCUAUUUCGAUCUGGUCAUACCCCGA
Molecule: messenger RNA, 1265 nt
Organism: Fomitiporia mediterranea MF3/22
Lineage: Eukaryota; Fungi; Basidiomycota; Agaricomycetes; Hymenochaetales; Hymenochaetaceae
Exons: 3
Coding region: 1-1203 (400 amino acids)
Biological process (GO): retrograde vesicle-mediated transport, Golgi to endoplasmic reticulum
Cellular component (GO): SNARE complex; endoplasmic reticulum
Source: RefSeq, a predicted model, not a curated record